AUGUCACGCAGGCCGCCGGCAAAAGGCGGAGCGCUGGCGACGAAGCGGUCUUUGAUCUUGAAGGAGCCUCCGAAGCCAAGCAAGCGUCUGGCAGAGGUCGCCGGCGGGAAGGCGGCGGAAUGUGCGGCUGUGGUGUGUUGUUGUCCAUGUAGCCUUGUCAAUCUCCUCAUACUCACCGUUGUAAAGCUUCCGGCGGGGCUGUUUCGCCGGGCAAUGAGGAGGAGGAAGAUGAAGAGGAAGAGGAAGAAGAAGGCCGGCCUGCUUGGCGUGAACAAUAAACCCAAAGCUUCCGUCCAGGAAGAUAAACCCGCCUCCUCCCCGGCUCCCACGGAACCACCCAUGCCUUGGCCGGCGAAGUCGCCGUCGGCGGAAGUAUCGGAGAUGGAGAAGAAAAUGUGGCCGGAGUUCUUCGGCACGGGAUUCUGGCGCAGCCCCUCGCAAAGAGAGUUAUCCGUAAUAAAUAAUCAAUAA
This is a messenger RNA of Dendrobium catenatum, 471 nucleotides long. RefSeq lists its product as uncharacterized. The coding region runs from base 1 to 471 and encodes 156 amino acids. The record is from RefSeq and is a predicted model, not a curated record. The transcript has a single exon. Lineage: Eukaryota; Viridiplantae; Streptophyta; Magnoliopsida; Asparagales; Orchidaceae.